Suillus plorans is the source of this 1400-nucleotide messenger RNA. RefSeq names its product Peroxin 13, N-terminal region-domain-containing protein. Gene Ontology annotation, cellular component: peroxisomal importomer complex; peroxisome; peroxisomal membrane. The record is from RefSeq and is a predicted model, not a curated record. Lineage: Eukaryota; Fungi; Basidiomycota; Agaricomycetes; Boletales; Suillaceae. Bases 37 to 1194 code for a protein of 385 amino acids. Gene Ontology annotation, molecular function: protein binding. The transcript has a single exon. Gene Ontology annotation, biological process: protein import into peroxisome matrix, docking.
UCUAUCUCUUCGUCGUUGGCAACGGUGAGUACGGCUAUGGCAUCACCACCAAAACCUUGGGAGCGGGGCACAGCAGCAGCAGCCCCAGCAACAACCAUCGCUCCCGCAUCAUCGUCAACUACGACAAGUUUCUCUUCAGAACUACCUUCAGUGCCUGCACGUCCCUCAGCUCUCUCCAACUCAUCUACAUCUAACCUUGCACCUUACAACACCCCAUAUUCUCCGUACUCACGAUUUGGGUCCUCGCCAUACAGCUCAAGCAUGUACGGCGGCUAUAGCGGAGUGGGCAGUGGCUAUGGUACUGGGUACGGCGGCGGCUAUGGUACUGGGUACGGCAGCAGCUAUGGUGGAUAUGGCAUGAAUGGCAUGAACAGUAUGUAUGGCGCCAUGCCCGGAAUGCCCGGAAUGGGUGGAAUGGGUGGAAUGGGCAUGUAUCCUGGUAUGGAUCCCAACAAUAUUUCCCUUUCACAGACCCUCGAGACCACGACCCAACACACCUUCUCCCUCCUCCACUCCAUCGUCCAGACCUUCUCGGGCGUAGCACAAAUGCUCGAGUCCACAUUCAUGGCGACGCACAGCUCGUUUUUCGCAAUGGUCGGCGUCGUCGAGCAGUUCAGCCACCUCCGCAAUGCCUUGGGCAGUGUAUUGGGCCUCUUUGGUCUUAUACGGUGGAUGAAGGAGCUCAUUACCGGCCGGCCGAGUUCUACUAGCCUACAAGGUGAAUUCAGAGAGUUCAUUAGCGGAAAGCCCGUCCAGGGCCCCAUGGGUCCUCCUCCUAUCAAGCCCAGCCGAAAACCCAUCAUCAUAUUUUUCCUCGCUAUCUUUGGCGUUCCUUACGCCAUGACGAAGCUCAUAAAAAUUCUCAAUGAGCGUGCGAUGCAACAGCAACAAGCACAGAUCGGACCUGGUGGCCCGUUAGGUCCCCUCGAUCCGUCGACACUUACUUUUGCACGCGCACUAUAUCCAUUCACGCCUUCAUCUCCAUCAGAGCUUGCGCUGAAGGAGAAUGACAUCGUCGCUAUCAUGGGAAAGCUGGAUCCCAGCACUGGUGUGGAGGUAGAUCCACGGUUAGAGGUGGAGAGUGAGUGGUGGAAAGGUCGGACACGCGAGGGCCGUGAAGGCUGGUUCCCAAAGAAGUGGGUCGAGGUCCUCGAGCGGAGGAAACCUGCGGAAGAGGACAAGAAGGUAGUUUGAGUAUCAGAUUCUCAGUCCUGUCGCCGCUAUUUUUUUGAUUUCAAUCAUUGUUUUUUGAUUAUUGUAUCACAGAUAUACGAUGUACAUCAGCUUUAUCAUACUACUCGAAAACUAUGCGGUCUUGUAACUGAUAGCUUCAUGUAACGCCGUAGCUAUGUAACGCAUGGUCCGUUACUAAACCUGCCCUUACUCGCUCAGACACAGAA